UUUUAACACUAAUAGGGAACAGUCGAUAACUGUCUCUCGUCGAUUUUGAUGAACUUUUUAUGUUGUAAAACAAUAAAAAUAUAUUAGACUCAUUUUUUCAUCUGCUUAUCUCGAGGUUUAGGGGUUGCAACACUCCCUCAAAAAAAAAGGAUUUUUUUGUUUUUAACGAAUAUCUUUGAAGUUACGAGGUAUAUGAAACAAUAUUUCAUACCAAAGUCUUAUAACUUUUUAUACUAUACAUAUAAUUGUUUUGUGUUCUACAUCUACAACAUAUCUCUUGUAAUACACGUUGAAUAACAAUUUAACACAAUAUAUUCAAAUCAUGCUCUUUAUGUUAAAUUAACUCGAACGUUAAAAUUUCACAAAAAUUUUAACAGGUUUUAAUAUAAAAUGUUUUCUGCUGUUUACGUUCGAUGGCGUAUAUUCGUAUAACGGUGUUAUUUCUGCCGUUUCUGUCGUGUGUAUGUACGUACACAUUACGUCGCCGGCGAUACAUCCAAUGGAAAUCGCUCGAUUCUGAAGCGUUAAUCGAAGUAAUGAGGAAUCCACUUCAAUUGUCCCUGUUGUAACAUUUGAUACGUAUUUCGUGUGAUGUGAUAGACAGCCAAAUUCCAAGCCAACUGCUGUCCGCGUAUCGGACAUUUGAUGUCAAAAUAAAUUAAGUAAAGGCUAAAGGGAAAGAUACACGAUAAUGCAGUUGCACGCAAAUUAAAUUUGACCGUAGUUUCGCCAAGCGGAAUUUGAGUUUGUUUUGAAAGUCACUCUCCUUUCGUCGUCGCUGAGUGCUUGGUACGGCCCUGCUCUCGAGGAUUUCGUGCGAUUUCUUAUCUCGCUGCUUUUUGUCUUGCUUUUUUAUUUUAUAUAUACGAAGCAGCUCCGAAGUGUCGAACGCAGCUUCUGAUAUUAUUUGCUUCGAUCAUGAAAAAGCUACGCUGCAACCGCAAGCCGGAACAUCUGCGACUAUCUGUUCGCGGAGGAGAGGGCUUUGUAUACUGCGUUCUCGUUAAUUCUAUGUAUCGAUUUUUCCUUAUUGAUAAUCAAGGUCAACACGACACGCGUUGCAUCACGUUCCGAUCGUAAAACGGGAGAGAAAACAAGAAAAUACGCUGUCAGAUUGGUACACGAAUGAAGAAAUUAAUUCACUAAUCACUAAUUAAUUCACAAAACUAAAGGGAAGGAAAACAUACCGUGAUCGAUAAAAAUGUACUUUAUCUUUCAACAGGAUUAUUACGAUGCUAUCCUGCCUCGAGCCAACUUUCCCGUGGAAGUUUCACACAGAAAAUUUUUUCUACAUAUUUUAUAAUAAAAGAAUUUAUAUGAGAAAAUCUCGCGUUAAUAUUAAUAUUUUCUCUCAUAUUAAUAUUUUCCUGUUCUUCCUUUUUAACGUACACAUCGACCCGUUGCUGGGCGAAGUUACGUGCAUGUAAACCGAGAAUGUAAAGUUAAAACUAUUAGAAGUCGCUGAAAAAAAUAUUUUUCGCGGUUUCGCUUACACUCUCGGUCGUCGUGUUUUCAGCAAAUGAGGAAGUGACGCGUUUAAGAUGUAAAUGAGAUUUGCUUAGGUGCAAAUUUACAGAUUUUAACAAACCGAGACAGCUGUCGUUAGAAUACAAUCGGGAAGCCAGAAGUUUAUCCACGAAGUUUAACAGAGUGACACAAACAUCGCUGAUCAAGUUGCUGCCAAAUUCGCGUAUUAUUCGACCGCAUCUCCUCGAUCUCCUCGAUCAGUUGGCUACCGAGUCGUAUUACAAAAUGUGAAACACAUAGCAAAAAAAAGGAGGUGAAGAAACGAACGUCAUUGAGAGAUGAGAUCUGGAACAGGAUGGAAUCUUGUCGCUCGGACUUGCUUUCUCAUUUCGCCAAUUGGCGCGUAAAUACUGCCGCAUUUGAAGAGAAUGAAAAAUCGCUCGAGGUGGAGCCUGCUUUACCACGUGAUCUCAAGCAUAUGCCGUAUCACUACGUUCGGAAAUCCGAAAAGGAAUUAUUAGCUCGUGCGUUAGAAUUUUAUCAUAUAACUGCAGCGAGACGAACUUUAAGAUUUUUCAGCGCGGAUCCGGUUCCGAAGGAAGUUAUUCGUGAGAUUAUAAGGGCCGCAGGUACUGCUCCCAGUGGCGCGCAUACGGAGCCAUGGACCUUCGUUGCGAUAUCCAAUCCGACUACAAAAUCGCAAAUCAGAGAUAUUGUGGAGCAAGAGGAGGAAAUCAAUUACAAGAAGAGGAUGGGCAUAAAGUGGACCACUGACUUGUCCCCGUUAAAGACCAAUUGGAUCAAGGAAUAUCUCACAACGGCGCCGUACCUGAUCCUUGUGUUCAAACAGACUUACGGCAUUAUGCCAAAUGGACAGAAAAAGAUUCAUUACUAUCAUGAAAUAAGCGUUUCUAUCGCGUGUGGAAUUCUCCUUACUGCUAUACAGUAUGCCGGAUUGGUGUCCCUUACAUCUACGCCAUUGAAUUGCGGACCGGCUAUACGCAAUCUCCUUGGACGUCCAUCCAACGAGAAACUCACGUUACUCCUGCCGGUCGGUUACCCAGCCGAAGACGCCACUGUACCCGAUUUACGGCGAAAAGAUCUGUCGGAAAUCUUGGUCGAGAUCGAUUAACGGAAGUAUAAAACGCAAUUAACAUACGCCUUACUGUGUAUCAUUCGAUGCGCCGGAAAAGAAAUCGAAAGAAUAUCUCAUGUUUCUUUGUGAAAAAAUCGAGAAUGGGAGUAUCUGGAAAUAAAUAAAAGUGCAACAAG
This is a messenger RNA of Solenopsis invicta (red fire ant), 2739 nucleotides long. It is a transcript of the gene Iyd, whose product is annotated as iodotyrosine deiodinase 1. Bases 1823 to 2599 code for a protein of 258 amino acids. The record is from RefSeq and is a predicted model, not a curated record. The transcript has 4 exons. Gene Ontology annotation, molecular function: oxidoreductase activity. NCBI's taxonomy places the organism in Eukaryota, Metazoa, Arthropoda, Insecta, Hymenoptera, Formicidae.